CAUCUACGGGGCAUGCUGAGCCGUGAUGCUGCUGCCUCACGCAGCCUCGGUAUCGGCAAAGAGCGAGCGAACAAGCAAUCACCAGUGCUGCUCAAUCAUCCCAGUACCUCUUCGUCGUAUGUCGCCAUCCUGCCUCGUCGUCACUGCCAUUGUCGAAUCGGCGGGUCUCAUCAGACAUCUCGGCCAAUAUCGAUAAUGGCAGCGGCCCAGACAAGCCCUCAAUGGAUGCGAAUCAGCCGAUCGAUUGGCAGCACAUAUUGAGGGAGCACAGGGCAUGUGUGUUCGCCCCCCGCAGCUCUGAUCCUGCACAGAGGCUGCUGAUCGUGUUGACUAUCCCUGAUUGGAAUGAGGUGUUGCUCGUCCACAUCUCCUUGAAAUUGGUCCCCUGGACCCUCUGGAUGCGGUCGUUGCGAGAGCUUUACCAGCUUAGGAUAUGGCAUCGCAACCCGAAAGGACAGGAUCGCCUAUGCUGGACUCGAGCAAGCCGGCAGUCGCCCCUGCCACCAACACCCACUCGAGUUCGCGGAGCAUCACAUAUCCAGAACGGCCUGUGUGGACUGAAGUGACUAUGGACUCACCAGUAGUCGACAUCGACAGUCCGGUACCCGUCCCGGACAGCAUCGACGAGCCGCUCAAAACAAGCCCUCCCACUACACAUUCCCCUAACUACCGCUGGAGCAGCAUACUGAAUGUUCGUCCCACGCCUGGAGACUUGCGGCAGCUGGCAAUUUGCCUAUCAGCUUUUCUCGUGGCUGCGGUGACCUAUGCCCUUCUACUAGUACCCUGGAUAUACGUUCGAUCUUUGAUCCCCGAGUGUGUCAACCAGCUAGAUGGCUUUGUCUGCAGCAUUCCUCAAAAGCUGCUGUAUAUCUCCCAGUUCACGCUUCUGUCGGCUUGCAUCUGGACCAGCAAUACUACCACGCUCCGCCGCCCCAAGAGCCAGUAUACAUGGCACAUACCCGUCGUCUUUGGAGUGGCAUCGCUUUCAACGUGUCUGUCGCCGAUCGUCUUUGAUUCGCUGUGGAGUAUCACACAGCUGGCGCUGUCGUUGGUGAUCUAUUCGAUUUUCCUUGUUGUGGGACUGACGAUCGUUCCGCGCAAGGUUCCCCUCAAGACCUUCCUCAUCUGGAUCCAGCCGCUGAUGGCAGGGUACUUUGUGUGUUUCAUCGUUCUUGUGGGAAUCUUUGGAGUGGCCUGCUGGAGACUCAUGGCUUGGUCGGAAAGCAUCGCCGCCAACCCAGUUGCCAUCGAUAUCGAGUACAGUCUGGCUCCAGUGGCCCUGGGAGGAUGCGGCAUCUUGGCCCUCUGGGUGCUUGAAAAGUCGCUGUUGCUGGUCGAUCGACACUUUGCUGCGCUCGAGAAGAAUCCGCUCCCUGUCAACACAAAGGGCUUCGCAACCCUGCGGGUCAUUCAUACGAAGAACCUCAGUCGGCCCAGCGGUUGCCGCUCGGCUCUGUCGCGGCGAGGACCAGUCCUCCUCGAGUCUCGCAUGGCCACGGGCCGGGAAGUUUGGACGUCGGUUCAGCGGGUGCAUCUGACUGCCUUUGUGACAUCUGCCUUUGCGGGUGUUCAAACGAUCCUCACACUCUCCUCAAUGUACAGCUCUCCUCGUACAUACGUGCUCAAUCUAACGUUUACCGUACUAUUGAACG
This is a messenger RNA of Polychytrium aggregatum, 1652 nucleotides long. RefSeq lists its product as uncharacterized. The transcript is spliced from 3 exons. The record is from RefSeq and is a predicted model, not a curated record. NCBI's taxonomy places the organism in Eukaryota, Fungi, Chytridiomycota, Chytridiomycetes, Polychytriales. The annotation marks the transcript as partial.